Messenger RNA from Aspergillus glaucus CBS 516.65, 2610 nucleotides. RefSeq lists its product as uncharacterized. Bases 1 to 2610 code for a protein of 869 amino acids. Gene Ontology annotation, molecular function: protein binding. NCBI's taxonomy places the organism in Eukaryota, Fungi, Ascomycota, Eurotiomycetes, Eurotiales, Aspergillaceae. The transcript is spliced from 2 exons. The record is from RefSeq and is a predicted model, not a curated record.
AUGGAUGUCGUCCCUCCAUCUUACGAGACUGCCACGGCCCGAGAUGCCUGGGCUGUGAUCGCUCAAUAUAUCCCAUCGGCCGAUCUCUGCGCCGCUUCACUAGUCUGUCGCAGAUGGCACAAGCUUUUUAUGCCUUUUCUUUGGGGGAAUCCGGCGUCGCACUUUGGGACGGAUAAUGAUGCGGUCUACGUUGCUCUGACUAGGUUCCGAAGAACCCUGAAAUACGCCCGCGUCGAGGUGCGAAUGUUGACCCAUACGCUCCAUCUCCCUCCUGCACUAUCGGAAAUAUACGGUGGCCCGAGACCAGAAUGGUUGAGAGAUAUCCUCGAAUACUUGCCAUGUGUCCAAUCGUUGAUAGUGUCCAGACUGCCGUUUUUCGACCAUAAUGCCAUGACAGCAUUGAAGACUUCGGUGAAAUAUGCACAACCAGCCGAUGCGUAUAAUGUGCGCCUGCUGCUAGCAGAGCACGAACCGAAUACCACUUCUCAGGGUCUUGCAGAGGCUCUGUUGCACUUUCAAGAACUGAUAUAUUUGGAUUUAUCCUGGACCACGCCUGCUCGAGACAGCAGCGUCUUGUCUUGUCUAUCUCAGCUCGAGCACCUCCAGGUGUUGAAGUUACGGGGAAUCGGACUGAGGGAUAGUCAUGCUGAGUUCCUGGCUAAUGCCAUUGGGACUAGGGUCCGGUAUCUAGACUUGCGGAAUAACUUCCUCACUGAUAUGGGAGUGCGGUCUCUGUUGCAGGGAUGUUUCUUGCCUCGCCCACAAGCAGAUGAUGCGUCUCCGUAUUCGUCGGACCCCUCUGCUCACCUCUUCAGACGGUCAGAUCUGGAUGAACAGUUUAUAGAAACUCUCACACAGCCUCUUACAGGCCGUUCUUGGAUUGAGAGUCUGCCGCAUGUGGGGAUAACACAUCUCUAUCUCGCCGACAACCAGAUCACGGUUGAAGGUGCUGCAAGUCUGCUAGCCUCAAGACGGCUUCAUUCUCUGGAUGUAGGUACGGUCAAUACGGCCAAGUCCUUGAAUAGACAGGCACAGGAUCUCUCACCCAGCUUCGAGGAACUCCCCGGUUCUGAGAAGUUGAUACCCCUUCUGGGGUCUGUUGCGCAAGAAAGCCUUACAUAUAUUCGGGCUCACCAUGCUGUUGUCACAGCUGAAGCACCGUCCAAAGACUUCACUUCACCAAAUGUUUUUCUCCCUGAGCUUGCAGGUUCUGGUCCAGAGAUCGAGCUUGAACCGAAUCAUGCGCCCGCAGAAUUGAGUGCCACUCAUGAGAUUCAUGAACUGCCCUCAGAGGAAAACUUUAUCGCCGAGCUUGAGGAUACGUCCGUCUCGCGGCCCAUAGAAUCUCCUCCCCUUGCCGGGAGAGUUCAAGGGUUACAGAUAUAUGCAGAUGAGCCAUUGCCAGAGCUAAAGCGCGGAUCAAUUUUCGCACCAGAGGUAGUCGAGCCUCCACAGGCGACAAACAAUGAUGACGAAGCCCCAGAGGUCAUCAGUCCUACCACACGCCCAUCUGUAGAUGGGCCAUAUGGCCAAAAGAUUCAAGAGUUGCUCAGCAAGAGACCUAAGAACCUUUCUAUUCCCCGAAAAGAUCGCAAAGAUAGCAAGCAUCCCUAUCUACACCCAUCCCAUGUUCCCCAUCUUGAGACUCUGGUCUUGACCGAUGUGCCUUCGCACGUGCCGGUCAAUUCCCCUAUACUUUCAUUUCUGUGUCGGUUCAUCACCGCCUGUUCUAAUGAAGCAUUGCUAGCAUCGCUUCAGGCAGGGUCGGAUUAUUCGCUGCCUCCUGGUCAAGCACGGCUUCGAGCUGAACAAGCUCGGUCCAGAUCCCUCUUUGCACUACGCCGCUUGGUCCUCGAAAUCACCCCCUUGUCUGAGUUGAAACGCUCAUGGAAGGCUGCUGGAUAUCGCAGCGGAGCUUUCAAUUCCAGCACGGGAGACCAAGACUUAGAGAACAUGUGGUCAGCCGCACUGGAUGAUUUUAGUUUCUUUGAAACCGAGUGCGGAAUCCCUGAAAAUGAUCCGGGGAAGUACUUCCCUAUGGCUGCUCUUAAUGAGAAAGUCACAUUGAUGCCCGAGGAUGACGGUUCUAUGUCCCCCGGGAGCUUAGGGCGGGAUACUUUGCUGCCACCGAGCCGGAAUAAUUCACAGCGCAGUGGCCGCUCACGAGUUAAUUCGCUCAUCAGCAGCCCAACCGUAGGUUCAAGCUACGCAGACGACAGACGUAGUCAACGCCCAGUCGAAGUUCCAAUGGUCGACCUCGUUGCCGAACUAGCCUCCUUCCGACGCACCAAAAAAGCCGAAUACGAGGCUCUCUUACAACGCGACCGUCUCAGUCGAAAAAACAUGUCUCGAAUGAGCCCAAACCCGAGCAUAGACACAAGAUCAAGAUCGAGUACCAGCUUACUUUCUCCCUCCCCGUCGUUACCAGCCGUUCAAUCCCGUUCGCUGUCUCCGAGUACAGUAUCGGCUCCGCAUUUGGCUAUGGCGCAUUAUGUCGAAGGGCAUUGGAAGGGGGAGGUGAAGAUUGUUAAGAAUCCGGCGCCCAAAGGUCGGAGUGGGGUGGUGGAUAUGUAUGGGAAUUAUUUUGAGAAGGGGUAUUUAUAUCCUUGA